Messenger RNA from Pestalotiopsis fici W106-1, 2676 nucleotides. Its product is annotated as DNA replication licensing factor mcm3. Gene Ontology annotation, molecular function: ATP binding; single-stranded DNA binding; ATP hydrolysis activity. Gene Ontology annotation, cellular component: MCM complex; nucleus. Gene Ontology annotation, biological process: mitotic DNA replication initiation; double-strand break repair via break-induced replication; DNA strand elongation involved in DNA replication. The transcript is spliced from 3 exons. The record is from RefSeq and is a predicted model, not a curated record. Lineage: Eukaryota; Fungi; Ascomycota; Sordariomycetes; Amphisphaeriales; Sporocadaceae. Bases 1 to 2676 code for a protein of 891 amino acids.
AUGGAUUCUUUAAUGCUGCGCGAUGAAGCGGCGAAGGAGCGCAUUCGCCUUGCUGAGGAGUUUCUCGAUCCCCAUGACCAACAUGCACGAAGCUAUCGCGCCGAUAUUGCCUUGAUGGUGCAGAAGAACCAGAGGAGACUGGUAGUCAACAUCGACCAUGUUCGCGACCACAACCCUGACAUGGCCGAGGGCCUCCUCUUCGACCCUUUCGACUGGACUCUCGCCUUCAACCACGCCCUCAAGCAGGUCGUUGGCACCAUUCCAGGCACCAAUGUUGAUCCCGAGUCCCUCUACUACUGCGCCUGGGCGGGAAGCUUCGGCCUCAAUGCUUGCAACCCGCGGACGCUAUCGUCCCACCAUUUAAACCACAUGGUCUCUCUCGAGGGUAUCGUCACGAGAACCUCGCUCAUCAGACCAAAGGUCGUCAAGAGCAUACACUACAAUGAGAACAAGAACAUUUUCCAUUUCCGCGAGUACCGCGACCAGACCAUGACCAACGGCCAAACGACAUCAAGCGUCUACCCAUUGGUCGACGACGAGGGCAACCCCCUCAUUACCGAGUACGGUUUUUGCACAUAUCGUGACCACCAGACCAUCUCGAUUCAGGAGAUGCCUGAGCGGGCGCCUGCUGGCCAGCUGCCUCGUGGUGUCGAUGUCAUCCUGGAUGAUGACUUGGUCGACAAGGUCAAGCCGGGUGACAGAAUCCAGCUGGUGGGCAUCUUCAGAACGCUCGGUAACAGAAACACAAAUCACAACAGCGCACUAUUCAAGACGGUAGUUCUCGCCAACAAUGUUGUGCUCCUCUCCUCCAAAGCCGGUGGUGGUGUGGCUUCUGCAACUAUUACCGACACUGAUAUCCGAAACAUCAAUAAGAUCUCCAAGAAGAAGAACCUUUUUGAACUCUUGUCGCAGUCUCUUGCACCGAGUAUCUAUGGCCAUGACUAUAUCAAAAAGGCAAUUCUGCUUAUGCUACUUGGUGGUAUGGAGAAGAACUUGGAGAACGGCACACAUUUGAGAGGAGAUAUCAAUAUUCUGAUGGUCGGUGACCCGUCAACAGCCAAAUCACAGCUUCUGCGUUUCGUCCUAAACACGGCUCCCCUUGCCAUUGCCACUACCGGUCGAGGUUCGUCCGGUGUCGGUUUGACAGCUGCCGUUACCUCUGACAAGGAAACUGGCGAGCGGCGGCUCGAGGCUGGUGCCAUGGUCAUGGCAGACCGCGGCGUGGUGUGUAUUGAUGAGUUUGACAAAAUGUCAGACAUUGACAGAGUUGCUAUCCACGAAGUCAUGGAACAACAGACCGUCACUAUUGCCAAGGCUGGUAUUCACACCUCAUUGAAUGCCCGCUGUAGUGUGAUAGCGGCUGCCAACCCCAUUUUUGGCCAAUACGACACUCACAAGGACCCGCACAAGAACAUUGCCUUGCCCGAUUCUCUCCUCUCCCGUUUCGAUUUGUUGUUUGUCGUCACGGAUGACAUUGAGGACAUGAGGGACAGACAGGUAUCAGAGCACGUCUUGCGUAUGCACCGUUACCGCCAGGCCGGCACUGAUGAAGGCGCUCCUGUCCGAGAAAAUGCAUCACAAGCUCUGGGCGUGGCACUUCAAAGCCAAAACGAUACCCAGAGGCCCACUGAGGUUUACGAGAAAUUUGAUGCCAUGUUGCAUGCCGGUGUUACAAUCACUACCGGCCGUGGUGCAAAUAAGCGCAAAGAGGUGCUGAGCAUUCCUUUCAUGAAGAAAUAUAUACAGUACGCCAAGUCAAGAAUAAAGCCUGUUCUUACCCAGGAAGCUUCGGAUCGUAUUGCCGACAUUUACGUCGGCUUGCGCAAUGACGAGAUGGAGGGCAACCAACGGAGAACCUCACCUCUGACUGUCCGUACCCUCGAAACCAUUAUUCGUCUUGCAACCGCCCACGCAAAGGCACGUUUGUCGAACCGCGUGGAAGAGCGCGAUACCACCGCUGCAGAGGGUAUCCUCCGCUUUGCUCUAUUCAAAGAGGUGCUCGAAGAUGAGUCCAAGAGGAAGCGAAGGCGGACCAGGGCAGCGGCAGAGUCGGAUUCGUCGAGCGAAGAGAGCUCAGACGAUGAUGACGAUGAAGGUGCCUUGAGAAGUACCGCGGCACGCAGCAGUGCUGCUCGCUCGGCUCGCGCCUCUGCACGAGGCCAGGCAAAGGACCAGCGUGCUGCUACCAACGGUACUGCCGGCAGCAAGGGCCCGAGCUCAUCAGCUGCGGCCGAGGAAGAGGAGGAAGAGGAGGAAGAGGAGUUGUACGAUGCAACUCCGCGACGCACCCGUGCCACUGCUGGUCGCUCAAGCACAGCUGCGCCGUCGCAGUCGCAGGCCACAUCAUUUGCGUCGUCAUUGCCGUCGUCGCAACUGCAAAACGAAUCUCAGGACGACGCUGAGCUGGCAUCAAGUGCUGCUGGUCUCAACCUCGACGCUCCCAUCAGUAAUGAGAGAUUGGCCACAUUCCGUACAUCGCUCGGACAACUUCUAAACACUGACCUCUUCGAGGACGAUUCGGCAGACGUCAGUGCUGUCAUCUCAGCCGUGAACGGUCGGGUAGGCCGCGGCAGUGGCGGCGCCUUUAGCCGCGACGAGGCUGUCAAGGCGCUCAAGAAGAUGGACGCAGCUAACCAGAUCAUGUACACUGAUGGAGAUUUGGUAUAUAAGAUUUGA